AUGCAACCAAAUGAGGUGACGGUGGUCGCCGUCCUCGCUGCUUGUGCCGACCUCGGAGAGCUCGAUUUGGUGAAGCGAAUCCAUGCGUUCGCAGUGCAAUGCUCACUCCACAAGGACAAUGUGCGCAUUUGCAAUAUGCUGAUCGACAUGUACAUCAGAUAUGGGUGUGAUACGCGCCCAGCAGUGCUCGGCAUCUCCUGGCACAACCUGACCUCUCCCUCUCGGUGUGUUGCUGUCGCGUCGCCGCCGGCCGAGCUAUUCUCCUCAGUCCUACUUCUCCGGCCAACUUCUCCUCUCGGACUUGCGAUCCCCUCAUUUCUUUCCUCACCGGCGCACAUCUUCGACCAGGGGCAGAGCCGAGCCCUAGCCUCGCCUUCUUCUGGUUUUCUUGCGUUGUGCCCUAGGUUUUCUCUUGCUGUUGGAUCCGAACAAAACAGUAGUGAGUAUCAGACAGGAGCAAGCAGUGACGAGUUCUUCUUGUGUCUCUGCUUGAUAGUGCCGAAGACAAUACCGAGCUGUGUUUUAGCCGGAUCUUGGAGGGUACUAGAAUUCCAGAAGAGGAUAAAUUGCUGUGGGGUUUUUUCUUAG
Zingiber officinale is the source of this 588-nucleotide messenger RNA. RefSeq names its product pentatricopeptide repeat-containing protein At2g20540-like. Gene Ontology annotation, biological process: RNA modification. The coding region runs from base 1 to 588 and encodes 195 amino acids. Gene Ontology annotation, molecular function: RNA binding. The record is from RefSeq and is a predicted model, not a curated record. Lineage: Eukaryota; Viridiplantae; Streptophyta; Magnoliopsida; Zingiberales; Zingiberaceae. The transcript is spliced from 4 exons.